This is a messenger RNA of Polypterus senegalus (gray bichir), 2515 nucleotides long. It is a transcript of the gene fhip2b, whose product is annotated as FHF complex subunit HOOK interacting protein 2B. The record is from RefSeq and is a predicted model, not a curated record. The transcript has 17 exons. Lineage: Eukaryota; Metazoa; Chordata; Cladistia; Polypteriformes; Polypteridae. Bases 164 to 2434 code for a protein of 756 amino acids.
GCUAUUGUAGUGGUUAGAAAUCAGCUGCUCCUCUAGUGGUUGGUUUUAGACAUGGCGUCAACGUGGAAGUUUGUUUUUAGCUUCUGCCUUUCUAAUGUAGUUUGAACUCCAUGCACAUCCUUACACAGAAAAAAAAAUAUGAUGUAAUUUACAAAAGCUGGAUAUGGACAUGUUGAAUAAGCUGACCGCGUUGUUCCAGCAAGCGCUGGAGACGCGAGAACCGACUGUUAAUCUACAAGACUCAUUUAUAGAGCACUGGAAGGGAAUUACCACCUAUUAUGUUGAAACCACAGACGAAUCACAGCCUGCUAAAAAGACUGACAUCCCAUGGCGUUUAAAACAGAUGCUGGAUAUUUUGGUUUAUGAAGAGAAGCAACAAGAGUCUGAAGAGAUGGGACCAUGUAUGGAGUAUCUUCUGCAGCACAAAAUCUUAGAAACACUUUGCACAUUAGGGAAAGCCGAGUAUCCUCCUGGUAUGCAGCAACAAGUUCUUGUAUUCUUCUCCAGGCUUUUAGCACAGAUCAGGCAACCUUUUCUUCACAUUGUUACUGUAUACCGGCCUGUUCAGAAGUUGAUACGUCUAUGUGGAAUUACUCCUGGAGCACAAACUGAAAGGGAGGAAGCCAUGUUUCUGAACAUGAUUUGCACAAAACUGAAGCAAGAUCCACGUCUCUUCACAUAUAUUCUUGAGGAUAUUUGUCAACACAAGGACAAAAGCAAUAGUUUUACCACAGAUAAUGGAGCCCAUGCUCGAGAUAUAAACAUGUUUGCAGAAGAUGCAUCCAGUCCAAGCCAAGUGUCCUCUGUUACUGCUGAGCAUUCUGCAAUGAAAAUGGACAUUACUGCUCAGUCUGAUGCCGUUGGAAGCCCAGAUACAGCAAAUGCUUACUCUUUGUCUCUUUCUAAAAAAGCAGAAACCAACUUGGUCCGUGCCUUAAUUAAGUUGAUUAAAAGCAAGAAAAACAAAAUUGCCUUGAAAGCAUACGAGACUCUGCUGAUAUUAGUUAGCAUACCAAAGUGUGAGAUAGCCACUUAUCUAUGUGAAAACACUGCACUUUGCACAUUGCUCACAGAUUGGCUAUGUGAACUUUACAACCGGAUCCCUUCUUCUGUAGACCCAGUGGAUGCAGAGACUGUUGAAAAAGUUAUUUGGAGGUCAUAUUUUUCGAAAGCCUGCACAAAAGAUGGGGAUUCCUUUCAAGGAAAAGAACAUCUUGAAGCCUUUUUAUUUUGUGUGGAUUUCUGUGACCAAGUCAUGAAGGAGGCCCACACAGUGAUGGGAUUAACUUUGGCUAAAGCCAUCCACCAGAAGUGGCUUAUGAAACAUCUGCAGCCACAACUUUUCCAGAUGUCUGAAGCAGGAAUGCUGAUUGCCACCAUUUUUUUACUUUUAUUUUUGCGUCAGAUAUCAUCAGCUGCAAUGCUUGAAGAAACUGUGCUGUUCUUAUUAGGAAACCAGAAAGAGCCAGAACUUCCUGGGGUUAUAGAAGACCAUGCUUUGAGGACUCGCCUUGUAGAACAUUGUGAUCAUAUAUCUGAUGAGAUUAGUCUUGCUACUAUGAAAUUAUUUGAAGAGCUGCUACAGAAGCCUCAUAAAGACAUUGUGCAUAACCUUGUGUUGAGGAACCUGCAGGAUCGUGGAUAUAUUGCACGCAAUAGCACUUGGGGACAAGAGGAUAAAUAUGUUCUGGAUGCUGAUCAAAUGGAAGAUACUGAAGAGCUUGAGGAGGAUCCUUUUUUCACAGACAUGUACCCUACAAAUGAAUUUGUGUCACACCCAGUGCUGCCUUCCUUUCCAAAACAAAAGCCAGAAAGUUCUGUAGGCCAUGUCCCAGUAAAGGACAUCGUAAACAGUUUUCUGUGCCUUGUGCCUCAAGAAGCUAGAACCUCUCAUCAUGUACAGGAAGCAGAAUUUGAAUCUUACAUUCAUGAUGCUAAAUCAUUGUUUGAAGCCUGCUCUGCCUAUUCACUUCCUUGGGGUUGGCCUCUAUUGCUAAAGCCACUAGAAUUAUGUCACCCUGACAGAGAGUUCUAUGAAGGCCAUUUCCUAAAGGUUAUGUUCAACAGACUAUCUCAGAUUCUGGACCAGCCUUACGAACUGAACUUGCAAAUGACUUCUGUCCUUUCAAAACUUGCUGUGUUCCCACAUCCUCACUUGCAUGAAUAUCUCCUUGAUCCAUAUAUCAGUCUUAGACCAGGAGCCACAUCUCUGUUCUCUGUGCUAGUAAGGGUCAUUGGAGAGCUCAUGCAGAGAAUUCAGCAUAUUCCUACCUUCUCAGAAAAGCUGCUGCUUGUUCGCAAACAGCUGAUGGGGUUGGAACCUGAAACAAUGCUGGAUCACAUAACUCUCCUGAAAGGCGUUAUUAUCCUUGAGGAGUUCUGCAAAGAGCUAGCAGCAAUUGCAUUUGUCAAACACUCUGCUAAAGAACAAUAAGGUUCUUUAAUGUAAACUGAGCUGUAGGAACUCAUGUGCUUUCUGUUGUUGUUCAGGUAAAUUCUGUGAUUUGUAUGAUUG